AUGUCCGAGGACUGGAGCUCCGUCACCAAGAUUGGCAGCAAGGUGCGCGGCCCUGGCGCUUCGGAGCGCGAGACCGUCGUCCGAGGCAAGGCUGCCUUGAAUGCUGCCCAGCGAAGCGGUGGCAUCAUCGGCACCGAGAAGAAGUACUCGUCGGCCAACGCGGCUGGCAGUUCCACCGAGGGUCAGCGCAUGACAAAGGUCGACCGAUCCGACGACAUCAUCAAGCCCAACACGGUCGGCAAGGCCGUCGGCGACGCCAUCUCGUCGGCGCGGCAGAAGAUGGAGCCCAAGAUGACCCAGAAGGAUCUCGCCACGCGGUGCAACACGACGCAGUCCAUCGUCGCCGACUUUGAGCGGGGCUCUGCCCCCCCCGACCAAAAGGUGCUGAGCGCCAUGGAGCGCGUGCUCAAAGUCAAGCUGCGAGGCAGCGACAUUGGCGCCCCCAAGUUCCCGGGCAAAAAGUGA
Messenger RNA from Hirsutella rhossiliensis, 465 nucleotides. RefSeq names its product multiprotein bridging factor 1 domain-containing protein. The record is from RefSeq and is a predicted model, not a curated record. The coding region runs from base 1 to 465 and encodes 154 amino acids. The transcript has 2 exons. NCBI's taxonomy places the organism in Eukaryota, Fungi, Ascomycota, Sordariomycetes, Hypocreales, Ophiocordycipitaceae. Gene Ontology annotation, molecular function: DNA binding. Gene Ontology annotation, cellular component: nucleus.